AGGCUUCAGGCGCCAGAGCCCGGAGGGGGGCGGUAGCAGCGUCAGGUGGCUGCUCCGAGUCCCUGAGCGCCACCCAGUCACUUCCUACUCGGCGCAGAGCCUGGGCUAGAGCAGAAGCCCUCUUGCGUCUCGGCCCCAGGACCCGAGCGCCAGAGCUGCUGGGGUUUGGGACGGCGGCAGCGGGAGAAACUGAGAUGUGACCCUCUUUCCCCCGAGAUUGCCUUUGCCCUCUCUGGUGCCUGCCUCGGGAACAACAGCCCACACCAGCCAGCGAGCACUUGUCUGGAUCUUCGUGGAGAAAGGAGCAGCCACUAGGCGCUCGCAAAGCCUCGGCAGAAGUUUGGCUGCCCUGGGCAGCUGUGAAGCAGCUGCGUGAGAAGGGUGGGCUAGGAGACCGAGGGAGCAGAGAGCUAAGGAAUGGGGUCUUAGCCUGGGCUAGGAGUGGGGAGAGGGAAGUCCAGUUGCUCCUCGCUCUCUCCCAGAGCCCGGGCGCGGGGCAGAGGGAGAAAUGCUGAGCCCGCGUUCGGGCUCCUGCCUCCCCGGCAGCAUCUUCAGCAGCAGCCUCAGCAUCAGCACCGGCGGGACAGCGACAGCGGGGGCGGCGCAGGCGCACUGUGCCCGGCGGAGCCUGCAGUUCCCCAGCCCCGUGUGCGGCACCGCCACAGUCUGGGCAGCGGCGGCCGGGGGAGCGCUACUACCAUGAACUGCUUGGUCCUCCUUCCCAGAGCUGCUCAUCCGGGUCGGGCUGGAGACACACUCAGGGGACCCCGCCGCCGCCGCCGCGCCCCCUUUUCUUUCGGCUCCAUCUCCACUACCUUUUCCUCCUUUUCUUCCACCUUUUCUUCCUGCUUCCCCCCCUCCCCCGCCGCGGAUCCUGGCCGCUGCUUUCCAGACCCAGGAUGCCGGGGGGCAAGAGAGGGCUGGUGGCUCCGCAGAACACAUUUUUGGAGAACAUCGUCAGGCGCUCCAGUGAAUCAAGUUUCUUACUGGGAAAUGCCCAAAUUGUGGACUGGCCUGUAGUUUAUAGUAAUGACGGUUUUUGCAAACUCUCUGGAUAUCAUCGAGCUGACGUCAUGCAGAAAAGCAGCACUUGCAGUUUUAUGUAUGGAGAACUGACCGACAAAAAGACCAUCGAGAAAGUCAGGCAGACUUUUGACAACUACGAGUCAAACUGUUUCGAAGUUCUUCUGUACAAAAAAAACCGUACCCCUGUUUGGUUUUACAUGCAAAUCGCACCAAUAAGAAAUGAACAUGAGAAGGUGGUCUUGUUCCUGUGUACAUUCAAGGAUAUUACACUGUUCAAACAGCCCAUAGAGGAUGACUCAACAAAAGGUUGGACAAAAUUUGCCCGAUUGACACGGGCUUUGACAAAUAGCCGGAGUGUUUUACAGCAGCUUACACCAAUGAAUAAAACAGAAACAGUCCACAAACAUUCAAGACUAGCUGAAGUUCUUCAGUUGGGAUCAGACAUCCUUCCUCAGUACAAACAAGAAGCGCCAAAGACGCCGCCACACAUCAUCUUACACUACUGUGCUUUUAAAACGACUUGGGAUUGGGUGAUUUUAAUUCUUACUUUCUACACCGCCAUCAUGGUUCCUUACAACGUUUCUUUCAAAACAAAGCAGAACAAUAUCGCCUGGCUGGUGCUGGACAGCGUGGUGGACGUUAUUUUUCUGGUAGACAUCGUUUUAAAUUUUCACACGACUUUUGUGGGGCCUGGUGGAGAGGUCAUUUCUGACCCGAAGCUCAUACGGAUGAACUAUCUGAAAACUUGGUUUGUGAUUGAUCUGCUGUCUUGUUUACCUUAUGACAUCAUCAAUGCCUUUGAAAAUGUGGAUGAGGGAAUCAGCAGUCUCUUCAGCUCUUUGAAGGUGGUGCGCCUUUUACGCCUGGGCCGUGUUGCUAGGAAAUUGGACCAUUACCUGGAAUAUGGAGCGGCGGUUCUUGUGCUCUUGGUAUGUGUGUUUGGACUGGUUGCCCACUGGCUGGCUUGCAUCUGGUACAGCAUUGGAGACUAUGAGGUCAUUGAUGAAGUCACCAACACCAUUCAAAUAGACAGCUGGCUCUACCAGUUGGCCUUGAGCAUUGGGACUCCAUAUCGCUACAAUACCAGUGCAGGGAUCUGGGAAGGAGGACCCAGCAAGGACUCCCUGUACGUGUCCUCCCUCUACUUCACCAUGACGAGCCUUACAACCAUAGGAUUUGGAAACAUAGCUCCGACCACAGAUGUGGAGAAGAUGUUCUCAGUGGCCAUGAUGAUGGUCGGCUCUCUUCUUUAUGCAACUAUUUUUGGAAAUGUUACAACAAUUUUCCAACAAAUGUAUGCCAACACCAACCGUUACCACGAGAUGCUGAAUAAUGUUCGAGACUUCCUGAAAUUAUAUCAGGUCCCAAAAGGCCUUAGUGAACGAGUCAUGGAUUAUAUUGUCUCAACAUGGUCAAUGUCAAAAGGCAUCGACACAGAGAAGGUCCUCUCCAUCUGCCCCAAGGACAUGCGAGCUGACAUCUGUGUUCAUCUGAACCGGAAGGUUUUUAAUGAACAUCCUGCAUUCCGAUUGGCCAGCGAUGGAUGUCUGCGUGCCUUGGCAGUGGAGUUCCAAACCAUUCACUGUGCUCCUGGGGACCUGAUUUACCAUGCUGGAGAAAGUGUGGAUGCCCUCUGCUUUGUUGUGUCCGGGUCCUUGGAAGUUAUCCAGGAUGAGGAGGUGGUGGCCAUUUUAGGGAAAGGUGACGUGUUUGGAGACAUCUUCUGGAAGGAAACCACCCUUGCUCAUGCGUGUGCCAAUGUCCGGGCCCUGACUUACUGUGACCUGCACAUCAUCAAGCGAGAAGCCUUGCUCAAGGUCCUUGACUUCUAUACAGCAUUUGCAAACUCAUUUUCCAGAAACCUCACUCUCACUUGCAAUCUAAGGAAGCGGAUCAUCUUCCGUAAAAUCAGUGACGUGAAGAAGGAGGAGGAGGAGCGGCUGCGGCAGAAGAAUGAGGUGACUCUGAGCAUCCCCGUGGACCACCCAGUGAGGAAGCUUUUCCAAAAGUUCAAACAGCAGAAGGAACUGAGGAACCAGGGCUCUGCGCAGAGCGACCCUGAGAGGAGCCAGCUUCAGGUAGAGAGCCGCCCUUUGCAGAACGGAGCCUCCAUCACAGGUACCAGUGUGGUCACUGUGUCACAGAUUACCCCCAUCCAGACAUCUCUGGCCUAUGUGAAAACCAGCGAGUCUCUUAAGCAGAACAACCGCGACGCCAUGGAACUGAAGCCCAAUGGUGGCGCUGAACCCAAAUGUCUCAAGGUCAACAGCCCCAUCAGAAUGAAAAACGGAAAUGGGAAGGGGUGGCUGAAACUGAAGAACAACAUGGGGGCUCACGAGGAGAAAAAGGAAGACUGGAAUAACGUCACCAAAGCUGAGUCGAUGGGGCUGUUGUCGGAGGACCCCAAGGGCAGUGACUCAGAGAACAAUGUGACCAAGAACCCCUUAAGGAAAACGGAUUCUUGUGACAGUGGAAUUACAAAAAGUGACCUUCGUUUGGAUAAAGCUGGGGAAGCCCGAAGUCCUCUGGAACACAGUCCCAGCCAGGCUGAUGCCAAGCAUCCCUUCUACCCGAUCCCCGAGCAGGCCUUACAAACCACACUGCAGGAAGUAAAACACGAACUCAAAGAGGACAUCCAGCUGUUGAGCUGCAGAAUGACUGCCCUGGAAAAGCAGGUGGCAGAGAUUUUAAAACUACUCUCAGAGAAAAGUGUACCCCAGACAUCUUCUCCAAAACCCCACAUUCCACUCCAAGUACCUCCCCAAAUACCAUGUCAGGAUAUUUUUAGUGUCUCAAGGCCUGAGUCCCCUGAAUCUGACAAAGAUGAAAUCAACUUUUAAUAUAUAUAUAUAUAUAUACAUAUAUAUUUGUUAAUAUAUUUAAAACAGUAUAUACAUCUAUAUACAUAAGUGUGUAUAUAUAGUAUAUACAUAUAUAUUUUCACUUGCUUUCAAUAUGAUGAACACAAUAUGGAUUUUGAUAUGUACAUACUGCAUGUCCAGCUGGAUUCUGGCCUGCCAAAGACAAUUAUUCAGAACAUAGAUAUUGCUUGUACAUUAUGCAGUUGACUGCAUGCAUACUUUACAUUUAUUUAUAAUCUCUAUUCUGUAAUAAAAAAAGUAUGAAUUUUGUUAACUAAGGCAAUGUAAUUUUUGAAGAAUCAGGGUCCAACCAGCCAAUGUUGCCAUGACAAACUUGAUCUCAGGCUGAGUAUAUCGAGCUGUCAUUUCUUCACUCUUCUGUUUAGUUAAAAUUAGAGAUUAAUGUCGAGGGAGGGUUCAGCUUCGGAAGCUGUCAGACCACGUUACAGUCUCAUGCCAUAGGGUACUUUGCUGUAACUUAGUGUUAGUUUCCUCUUCCCUCCAGGCAAUAUUUGCUCCAUUGAGAUGAUUAUUUCGUCGCCUACAUCUGAUGCCACUGUUGGGUAUUGAGAACUUAUUGCUAUGGGUUUUGUGCAUGAACUGCAUUUCCACUCAAUGAUACCUCUCCUUUUUAGCAUUGUAUUAGAUAGUAAUCAUUAGCUCUUACGUAGAGAAUUCCCUGCUCCCUCCGUCUUGGAGAACAAUUGUCAUCUUGGGAGCUGACUUGAUCAACACCAUAAAUAUUCAAUUGUUAAUAUAGUGUAUAUUAUUAUAGAAACACUGCACCACAGGGUAUAAGGGCCUCUUAACAAUAUGUUAGAUAUGUCGAUUGUCCAAAGGCGAUGAAUGUUCUACAUUUGUAUUUCCAAAGCUUGUUCAAAGGGGGGUGUUGAAAGGCUCUUAGCAAAGAAACAUAUCAAAAUUUUAACUGUUAUUGAUCUAUAAUUUUUUUAAAAAGAACAUAAGCAAUUAGACAUGUUUUAAUUGCACAUCUGUGACUUAGAAAGGAUGAAAUCUGGAUACAGAAAUGAUGAAACAUGAGUUUUAUUGCUUAUAGAGGUAACACAUGCAAUGAGGCUGACUUAACAAAAUAAACAAUGUAGAAGGUAAUGUUAAAGUUGCUUUAUUAAGAUAGCUGCUUUUCUGUGACUGUAUUCUGGGUACAGUUUCCCUGAGCUCUUCUGCACACAGUUGCAACACUGGCCUUCUGUUAAGCUGAUACAAUAGAGCACUAUGGCUCAGGCAGAUCCACUUACAAAGGCUUAUGAGGCUAAAUGUUAUAGUCUUUCGGGUAAUAAUUCCUCUUCUGAGAAAGUGCCUAUUAUCAACCAAAAGAGAAGUCACAAAUGCUGUGUUGCCUAUAUCUAGGCCCUUGAAUAACACUCAGAAUGAAUUGCAUACCCCUUUUGAGAACCCAUGGAAGCAUUUUCUUAUGAUUCCAGCAUGUUUUCUGGAGUUCUUCUUGGGGGUGUGGUUUUCAGUUGGUGAAGGCAUAAAAUUUAACAUCAAAAAUAAGAAGCUAGCAUCUGCAUUACCCUGAAAAUGUAUGUCAAUCACUUGUGUACUGGUAGACUACUAAUAUAUGCAUUAUAUAUGCAUAUGUACAUAUAGAGAUGAAUAUACAAAAGAUGGUAACAAAAUCAAAGAAAAUAGUUUGCUCUUUCAUAUGCAAUUUUAUGUGCUUUUCUAUAACCUAGUCACUCUAAAAUUAUAGAAAGAAGAGUUAACACAGUCAGUCUGGAAAAGUACAAAACAGUGCUGCUCUUUAAGUUCUCCACAGGUCCCAAAGCUGUACGCCUUUGUUCUAGGACUCUUGGGCUGUGGAUUAGGUGCUGUGGGCUACCGUUGCUUUCCUUUCCAUUACUUAAAGUAGACAUCUUCAGGGUCGUGUAUGUCCUUGCUCGGCUAAGAUACCUACCUACCAUUGGCAAGAAGAAAUGAAAUAAUUACAGAAUCAGCCUUAGAAUUGAGGUUUGGGGACUCAUUUGUUUUGGCUUUUUUAUUAUGGAAGAUACCUUGACCUUGGCUUUUGAGAUGUAUUGGGUUUCUUAUUGGUCAGAGUCAAGUAUAGCAAAUACCUUGAAAGUUGAAUGAUGAUAAAAAAGCAUGAAUGCAGAAAUCCCUGUUCUGACUUUAGCUACAUUCAAAAAUGAACAGUUGGUCUAAAGCCGUAAGAGGGUCACUGAAACAGAAACUGAAGUGUGACUUCUGCCAUUUCCUAUUAGGUUUACAAACCUUUGCCAGGAUGUGACAAUGGCCCAGACAGAGUUUUAGCUAACAACCUACAACAUUAGCCAUAAUGAGAUUUCUAUCUGAACACACGUUUCCAUAGGUGGGGAAGAAACAUAAUGAUCUUGAACUGCACUGGGCCCUCAAUAGGAAGCAAAAGUACUGAUUGUUUACUUUUGGUGCAGUUCCCACAGUUCUCUUUUCCAGACCCUUGUCCUCUGCGUGCAUGACCUGGCGUGGUGCUGAACGCACUCUGCACAUAUUCAGCCAACAUUGUAAAUAGCCUUAGGUUUCCAGAUUUUAAAAUUCUUCAUGGUAGAAUUUAGUCAGAUUUUAAUGCAGGGUGAAUACUUGCUUGCACACAUGAUAAUGAUAUAGUCACAUACUGUGUGGCCUCAACCAACACAGACAGGGCAGGCUCUUUGGGGGACCAGACGACUGCAUGCUUUAUCCCUACACUGGUGCUCUUGGUGCAUCCAGAAUAUUGUUUUUACUAUUAUA
This is a messenger RNA of Mastomys coucha (southern multimammate mouse), 6617 nucleotides long. It is a transcript of the gene Kcnh5, whose product is annotated as potassium voltage-gated channel subfamily H member 5. The record is from RefSeq and is a predicted model, not a curated record. The transcript has 11 exons. Lineage: Eukaryota; Metazoa; Chordata; Mammalia; Rodentia; Muridae. Gene Ontology annotation, biological process: regulation of membrane potential; potassium ion transmembrane transport. Gene Ontology annotation, cellular component: membrane. Bases 900 to 3866 code for a protein of 988 amino acids. Gene Ontology annotation, molecular function: voltage-gated potassium channel activity.